CUUGAAGAUGCUCCUCACUCUGGCUCUGUCCCCACCGCCCUCAAGGCCGAGACAAGCCCUUGCUGAAAGCUUCCAGGCUGCCUAUGUAUCCAAGCAUAGACAAGGAAUUCUUCAAGUCCUCCAAAGUCCAUCAUCUGUCCUUUCUCCCCACCUUCUUCACACUGGCUUUCUGUCCCUCAGCCCCACCAUGCCCUCCUCUUCUGCAGGGCCACCCUUGAGUGCCUCCUUAUAGAGGGGCUGUCCUUGACGAUGACGAAGGAGGUGAACUUACCAUGUCUUCUCCAUCAUUACCUUUCAUUCCCUUCAUAGUACGUAUCAAAAAUCUCUAAUGACCUUGUUUGGGUUCUCUGUUCAUUUACUCACUAACUCUGUGUCACCACUGAAAUGUGACUUCAUGAGGACAAACGUGGCCUGCUUCAAAGAGUACCUGCACAUCAUAGUCACUCAAUGAACCCCUGUGAGCAAGUGACUGACAGUGAAUGGGUUCAAGAAAAAUCCUUCUCCAUGCAUGUCUAUUCUGAAGAAAAGAAAACGCUGCCUUUACCCAAAAUAAAAACCUUUGUCUUUCUCUGAAAACUGUCUCCCAAAACUUUGGAGACCAAAACUAGGAAAGGAAGUCCCUUUCAGUAAACCAUUUCUGCUUUUCAUCCUGAAAAAAAAGCCAGCUGAAGGGGUAAACGGGGUGUUGGCUGGUUAUUUUACUGCUGAAGAGGGGGAAGACUAGGAAAAAAAAAGGGGAAGUGCAAGUUGGAACUCCAGGUUAAUUUCUCUAAAUGUUGACCCACACACCUAGAAGGAAGAUGUCAUUACUGGUGGCUCCUGCUGGCCCUGUGGGUGUCCGGGUGAAAACUGCCUGCCUUUCACAUAAAGGGGUUGGCGUCAAUUCAAUCAGCAGGCUGGCCUGGUUGCUGCUCCUGGACUCAUGUCUAAACAGGACUCGGCCUUCAGGCAACCACAGGGGCGGGGGUGUCUGCGGAUGGCAGCCCAAUCCCGGCAGCCUCGAGGUGGGGGAGGAUUCUGUUCCUUCUUAAGCUCCAGUAAUUCAAGGCAGGGCUAGAAAGUCAGACAGAGAGCCACCCCUCAGAUCUCCACCUGUCCUUCCACAGCCAGGAAGAAGAGUAUAGUCUGUCCCACAGCUAAGGAGCAGAGACCAGCCCCACACCUCUGCCACCACGCCACCCACACCCUGCCAGCAUGGCCAACCAGCUGACUGAGGAGCAAAUCGCUGAGUUCAAGGAGGCCUUCUCUCUGUUUGACAAGGAUGGGGAUGGCUGCAUCACCACCCAGGAGCUGGGCACUGUCAUGAGGUCCCUGGGCCAGAAUCCCACUGAGGCUGAGCUUCAGUGCAUGGUAAAUGAGAUCGACCGGGAUGGAAACGGCACAGUGGACUUCCCAGAAUUCUUGAGUAUGAUGGCCCGGAAGAUGAAAGACACAGACAGUGAGGAGGAGAUCCGGGAGGCCUUCCGCGUGUUCGACAAGGAUGGCAAUGGCUAUGUCAGUGCCUCUGAGCUGCGGCACGUGAUGACCAGGCUGGGGGAGAAGUUGAGUAAUGAGGAAGUGGAGGAGAUGAUCCGGACCGCAGACACGGAUGGAGAUGGGCAAGUGAACUAUGAGGAGUUUGUCCGUAUGCUGGUGUCCAAGUGAGGCUCAAGAGGGGCUGCUGCAGCUUGUCACCCAUCUGGCUGUGCCGUUGCCACCUUGUGCUGCAGUAAAAACCUCACUAAGGUUUCUCCUCCAUUCCCAGCUUCUUCUGGACACUGUUGUCUCAGGCAAAGUGGGUUCAAAUCUCACCUUUUCCAGCUUCUUUUCUGCUAACUGCCUACCUGCUCAUCUUGCAUGAUGCAAAAUACUGUCAUGCUGAGCAAACUGUACCUCUCCCAUGGCUCAAGGGUAGAAGUAGAAUGAGCUGUCUCUGUGUGGACAAAGAGCCAAAGGACUUGCAAAGUCUUCACUGCUGUACACCAGGAUGGGUCCAGUGACACUUUAGAACCUCUUGUGCAAACGCAGAACCAGGGGAACUGUAGCCUUCAGUCCAUGCCAGAAUUUCUUGGACUGAAGACUCCAUCUACUGUCACAUUUGAGCGACAUCUUGGCCUUGGAAUAGGGAAUGCUGAUAAAGACAGGCCACUGAGGUCAGGCCAGCUCAAAAAAUCUCUUCCUUCUACAUAGCACUUGCUUGCUCCAGUCUGUCUUUGCCAGAUCUCUGUGAUUCAUCUUUUGAAGUUAGGAGUAAAACUGGGAUCAGUUGUAACAUGUUUAUAUUCAUCUAGAAGGGGAGAAAUUUGAAUGAAAAGGAGAGGGAAACUGCAAGAAAUAAGACACUGGCAUUCCUAUUUUGUUUCCUUGUUUCUGAUUCUAACUGUAAUGAACCUGUUAAAUCCAGGGCAUAAAUCAGACUGAAAUCUCCA
Molecule: messenger RNA, 2408 nt
Organism: Heterocephalus glaber (naked mole-rat)
Lineage: Eukaryota; Metazoa; Chordata; Mammalia; Rodentia; Bathyergidae
Product: calmodulin-like protein 3
Cellular component (GO): myosin II complex
Molecular function (GO): calcium ion binding
Source: RefSeq, a predicted model, not a curated record